Boeremia exigua is the source of this 710-nucleotide messenger RNA. RefSeq lists its product as uncharacterized. The record is from RefSeq and is a predicted model, not a curated record. NCBI's taxonomy places the organism in Eukaryota, Fungi, Ascomycota, Dothideomycetes, Pleosporales, Didymellaceae. The coding region runs from base 178 to 579 and encodes 133 amino acids. The transcript has a single exon.
AAUUACCAUAUACCCCUUUUUUGCGGGAUGGAGGAUACCUAGAGCAGUGCGUAUAGUAGCGGGCGACCGUGAAGGGAAAUGGCGAAGGGAGGGAAGGUAUGGCCAUUGGGUAUCUAAUGACACACGACUUGAUGACCUCGCAAAUCAUCGUCUCCGCACUCUGAUGUCCAGGCUGUGAUGUGGUUUGGCCGAGUAUUGCAGGGCCCCUUGUGCCACUCUCUUGCGCACGGAGAAACAUGUCUUUGUAUCACGUUCAAACUCCUACAUUGUAAACCGCCUUCUAUAGACAACCGCCACGUCUACCGACGAGAUACAUGCGCCCUGCUUGCUUCCACGCUAAAGCGACUCGAUCAUCAUGACUCGCGAUUCUCCCACCGCAACAACCGCUCAACGUACCCGCUUACCCCGUUAUUCUUCACUGCUAGAACCACGAACAUCCCUCUUGGAAUACGAAUGAUCUUGAUUGACAGAAUCCGGGACUUUUCUGCGUACCACAAGCCACACAUCGUGUGCGCUAAUGACCAUUUCAUGGCUGAUCAGCUACAACACAGGCAGCACGGGCUUGGUCACAGGAUCUGAUACAUUCUGAUGCGAAAAAGCUUUGAUGCUCAGUUGAAUUUGGUAGGAAUAUCGCAUGAAGAUGCGUGGAUAUCUGAUAGGAGAGACCGUGAGAUGUAUAAAAUUUGCCGCCGACAAGGCGCAGAUGGUGG